AUGGCACCCCCCCCGAGUGAUUCAGAUUCACCGAACGUGACGCUGCCCGAAGCCCUGACCGGCCUCGAGGGUGACGCCAUUGUGUCGUGGAACAUAGGUUUGCGCGGUCUGCGGCAGCUCGUCGCGUCAGACCGCGGCGCGGACAAGACGGCCGCCAAGGACCAGCAUGGGGUUUCCCGCCAGCUGGGUUACGGCUGCAUCGACUCGCUGCUCGACUCGCUGGGCUCAGACGUAGAUGUCGUGGCGCUUCAGGAGUGCAAGCUGACGAGCCGCAGCGAUCUAUCGCCUGAAAUCGCGUGUCCGAGUGGGUGGGACAGCUAUCACGCGGUAUGCGGAGACGCCUCGGGUGGUGCCAUCCCGACGACGAGCAGGGGUAGAUCCAAGACUGGGUACGCAGGUGUGGCGACCUACGUUCGAAUCGGCAAGCGGGUGGUCGCGGCAGAGGAAGGGGUCACUGGCGCGCUGACUCCGCCCGAACGAAUCGCCCGCGGCGAUGCAGUGGGUCACUACGGUCGGAUGAGCGAGGCGUUCGACCGCGCGCGCAUGCUCGAGCUCGACUCCGAGGGCCGAUGCGUCCUGGUAGACCUCGGUGCCUUUGUGCUCUUCAACGUUUACGUACCGUCUCUGUCAUCCGACGACGAGGACCGAGAGAGGUUCAAACUCGACUUUCUUGUCGCGGUGGAGAUCAGGUACAGGGCUUUGUUGGAUGCGGGACGCAGGGUCGUGUUGUGCGGGGACUGGAACGUGUCGUACGGUGUCAUAGACAGCGCAGUCGCCAUCGAGGAAAGGUUGAUGGAUGAGGCGCUGUGUGAGCGGAACCAGUCCCGGCAGUGGCUGCGUCGGCAGGUUUCCGGGGGCGAAGGGGCGAAGGGGGCGGAACGCGAUCCGCUCGUGGAUGUAUUCAGGCGCGAUUACCCCGCGGCGAGAGGCGCGUACACGUGUUGGAACGUGUCUGCCGGUGCCCAGCUCACAAACUAUGGCAGCCGGAUCGAUUACUUCCUGUGCGACGAGGUGACUGCGGCGUCAGUCGCGAGAUGCGGCAUCGCUCCCAAGCACGAGGGAUCGGACCACGCGCCGGUUUUCAUCAUCGUCCGACGAGGUUCGGAUUGUAGCUUGAAGGAUACGGGAAAUGAGGGAAAUGCCGUCAAUCCGCUCGCCAGCAGCGCGUGUGUGGCCGCCGCGGGGAGGCAGGCGAGGCUGACGGAUUCAUUCUUCAAAGCCGGUGCGGGUGCACCAAAUGACAUAUGGGGUUCAGCAGAGACGGUGGGGGGGGGGGUACACGCGAUGGCGAACGCAAACGGAGGCGAUCGAGGCUGUCUGGCUCGUUCUCAGCCUGCGCUGGCUGGUGUGAAACGCAAACACGGAGGUGGUGGAGCGGGCGGAGCGGCGUCAAUAAAGUCUUUCUUUGGACCCAAGGAUGUGGGAAAGAAACCAACCUCAGCAGCCUCUGCUGAUGAUACCAAUCCGCCUCCCGACGUGCCAAUCGAUUUGGGGACGCGUGAUGUACCAGCUCAGGAACUGACUCCGGCGCCCACUGCAUCAAUCGAGACGGUCGCGGCGUGGAAAGCGAUACAGAAGAGAAUGGCGCCGCCGAAAUGCCGGGGGCAUGGACUUCCAUGCAAGGUGCGAACGGUGAAGGAAGGGGCGAACAAGGGUAGGGGAUUCUUUUGCUGCCCGAAGCCGAAGGGUAUGAAAGGAGACAAGAACGCGGACUGCGGUUUCUUCCAGUGGGAGAAGGUUUAUCGUAAGUGA
Molecule: messenger RNA, 1752 nt
Organism: Micromonas commoda
Lineage: Eukaryota; Viridiplantae; Chlorophyta; Mamiellophyceae; Mamiellales; Mamiellaceae
Exons: 1
Coding region: 1-1752 (583 amino acids)
Biological process (GO): base-excision repair
Cellular component (GO): nucleus
Molecular function (GO): DNA-(apurinic or apyrimidinic site) endonuclease activity; zinc ion binding; phosphoric diester hydrolase activity
Source: RefSeq, a predicted model, not a curated record